Panicum hallii is the source of this 1758-nucleotide messenger RNA. RefSeq lists its product as uncharacterized. The transcript has 8 exons. The record is from RefSeq and is a predicted model, not a curated record. Lineage: Eukaryota; Viridiplantae; Streptophyta; Magnoliopsida; Poales; Poaceae. The coding region runs from base 287 to 1453 and encodes 388 amino acids.
GAAGCAGUUAUUAUCCGUCACAGCCAAAGAUUAUCCUGGGAGUUAACGAGUACGGACACGGGACACUCUGGCCGCCUCGACAUGCCAACCAACUCGGCAACUCCCAACCGAUUGCCACGGGGACGCCCAACGGGCACGUCUCCUACGACAACGCGGCGCGGCCCUGUCCACCUUCCCCUCCCGCCUCCGCACUUGUCCCCGAACCCUAGCGCUGCCGCCAUCUCAUUACAGCGAAACCCUACGACCUUGAUUGCUCUGCUGCAGCCUGCAGCUUCCUUCUGCUGCGAUGGAGGAAGGCGGAUUUGAUUUUUGGAAUAUUCCGCGCGGCCCGGAGGCGGCGGUCGGAUCGCCCCUGCCGCCACCGAGCAGCGGCUGCUGGGCGGGGAUCAACGACCAAUGCCCGGCGGCCUCCCCGCCCCUGAUCAGCGCCGAUGGAAGCUGCUGGCCGCUGGACCUAUCGAUGCUUGGCGGCGACGACAUGUUGACCACGGGGGUCAGAGGACCAUUGGCGCUCGAAGCCGAGGAACGGAGGUUGUGCGGCCACCAGUGGAUCCACGGCGACGGCGGCCUCCCCGACCAGGCUGGGGGUCGGCGGCUGCUGGACGUCAUCGACUCGCCGUGGACGAGCCAAGCACCUCUCGACUCGGGGUCGGGGGCCACGAAUCAACUCCAAGCGGGCGCUCACCACCGCUGGGGAAUGGACUGUUCGCUGCCGGUGCCGGUAACCCCGCCCGCCGGGACGAACGCCUUGUUGGUGGGAGCCCCGGCCACCGGGCCAAGCCAAGCGCCUCCGGAGCCUGCUGCGGCGUUGCGCGAGCACGGGAUGGUGGACAUGAUGAAAAAGGUGGCCGAAAUGGUCCGUACUGCGGAAGAGUUCGCCAAGGACGAAGCCGCGAGCAGAGUGUGGUCCGAGGAGGAGCACAGAGAGCUGCUCUACCGCCUUCAAUGGUAUGCCAAGCAUGACAGUGCCACCAUGUGUAUCAACAUCGCAUUCCAUCUGCCCAACAAGACUGCAAAGGAUGUCGCCCUGCGAUGGCGGUGGUUGCAGAACAAGGAAAAAAUUGCCAAGAAUAAUGCAGAGUUGGUAGAGAAAGAUUCUUCUGGGGUAAAGGUUAAGAAGGGGCAGGGAACUAAGGGCGCUAAUAAAAAUAACAACAUGUAUCCCCUUUCCAAAGAGGCUCUAGAUUCCAAGAGUACUAGAGAGCUUCUCCGGGAUAGUCAUAUUUUUAUGCAACAAAUAGAAGAGAACAUAAAAGCAGGAGAGUUGGGCAACGAUACUGCAGACUACUUUCACUACGUGAAAACUAACAUGGAUGCUAUAGUAACGAGAGAGAAGGAAUUUUGUAGAAUCAGCAUCCCCAUGCCUCCCAUAGAUGAGCAAGGCCUAGAGAAAAUCCGACAGCAGUCUCGUCACAGUUCAUCGAAAAACCAGGUCGGCAAAAAGGGUGCAUGAUGGCUGGAGGGCACCGCACAAAGGUGGAGAGAAGAAGAAACAGGCCACCGUUGGAAUUCUGAAAGAUGAAAAUGUUCGCAUUGCAUUGAGCUGUUCUCUUGCCUCCUUUAUUUGCACUCUAUCACAAGAGCGUUAGGUUUAAGCAUGACUGAAAGUCAGCCCAGCCAUGCUUUGUUUCGUGCUAAUACUCCCUCUGUUUUUAUUUACAUGCCGUAUUAGGGUUGUUCUAAGUCAAAUUUGGUCAACGUUGACUAAAUUUAUAGAAAAAAUAAUAAUAUUUAUAAUACCAAAUUUGUUUCAUUGAA